AUGACCGCAACUCGAAGCGCACGCUUUUCAAAAGCCGCUUCUGGGGCCACCGCCUGUAUUAUCGCCAUCCUGGCAAUUUUAUAUCUCUGUGCAGUAUACUGGUCGUACAGGCUGCUGCUUCGGGCUCCAAGACCUUUGAACAAGGCUAUCGGAGUGAAAUUACAACGUUAUGCGCCAGGCGAGUCCUCCCAUCGCGUGGCGUACGGAUUUCUGGUAUUCUCCAGUCUAGCGGAGCUAGGCGUGUCAAGCUGGCUCUUGUCGCAAUACAAGUUCAACAACAACGCACCAAACGAUACCAUAGUGACAGGCCUCGGUCUCUUAAUAUUCUGCUCCUGCUGGACAGCCAUCACCGGAGCCGCCUUUACGGUGCUGUUCAUACACCCAGUCUGGUCCACGACUCCGUGGGCCUCUCUAGGAGUACAAGGCCUCUGGGUCAUAACAACUUGGGCGUUUUGGGUUGCCGGGGCCGCCAUAACCAACACGUCCUUCCCCGCCCUCUUUUCUCGGGGUAUUUGCUACGGCCUCGUGUAUUGUAAGCACAUUCAAACACUUUUCGGUGAGUGGCUCAGCAUGUAUGUGCCAUCCAAUCUAGUUGACAGCUUUGUAGCGUUAUCUGUCUUGGAGCUCCUCGUGCUGGCGUCCGGUAUGGUUGUCGUCAUGUGGUUAGCCUGGCAUUCUACCCGCCAGAUUUUACUUUCGGCUCCUGUUAGUUGA
Pleurotus ostreatus (oyster mushroom) is the source of this 714-nucleotide messenger RNA. RefSeq lists its product as uncharacterized. The transcript is spliced from 5 exons. NCBI's taxonomy places the organism in Eukaryota, Fungi, Basidiomycota, Agaricomycetes, Agaricales, Pleurotaceae. The record is from RefSeq and is a predicted model, not a curated record. Bases 1 to 714 code for a protein of 237 amino acids.